This is a messenger RNA of Blumeria graminis f. sp. triticale, 738 nucleotides long. The record is from the annotation of a GenBank genome assembly. Lineage: Eukaryota; Fungi; Ascomycota; Leotiomycetes; Helotiales; Erysiphaceae.
AUGGCAGCCAGCGCUCCACCCCUUCUAACUACAUCCCUUUCUCUUACCCAAACACUUACUUCUUUUCUCACUGUUGCUUUUCACUCAAUCCUGUAUCAGCGCGCCAUCUAUCCCUCUUCUACUUUCAUCUUGACGCGAGCAUACAACUUCCCUGUACGGCAAUCUCGUCACCCGCUUGUAUGUAGAUGGAUUAAUGAUACCAUAACACAUCUUACACCAAUGGUCCUUGCCGGAUCGGUGGAAAACGUUGUCUUCGUUAUUUUCAAUGAACAGGCCGAAGUAAUGGAGCGGAUUAUUUUCAGUCUCGAGCGCUUCCCUAUCGUCCAUCCAAAUGAUGCUUACCUCGAAUUUGCAGCGCGAGAAACAGGGGAGGCACGCGAAGAUCAAAAAGCUUUAAUGAGAGGAGUUCCGCAGGUCGAUGUUGAUGAACAGCUGCGUGCUACCAUUCGUAUGCUAGACUAUGCCUGUAGUCGUCUAUCACCAUUACCAGAUAAUUGUUCAUACACCGUCGCUUUGGAGCUACGAGAUAAAGCCGAGCCACCCAUUGGGAAUCCUCAACCCUGGAUACCCUCUGAACCAAGUCUUCAGACGGGAAGUCAGCAUCAGAGUCAGACAAUUGGACAUGACUUGGGAGGCGUCAGAAGUGUUCCAGUCAGAUUGGUGGAAGCUGGUGAAUUUAUUUUGGAUACAUGGAUAGAGGAAGGCAAGUCGAAAAUUAGGAAGAAUUCGAGUCCGUAA